AUGACUUCAGAGAUUACUUACGCUGAAGUGAGGUUCAAAAAUGAAUCCAAGUCUUCAGGCACCAAAUCGGAGCCUCCUGCAGGUAAGAAACAUUUUCUGGUGGUCAGAACCAGCCCUCAGAGAAGUAACUUCAGUUUUUCCAAGGUACUUUUUCCAUUGCUGACACUUCUGCUGCUAUUGGCAAUCUCAUUUUUUAUCGCUUUUAUCAUUUUCUUUCAGAAAUAUUCUCAGCUUCUUAAAGAAAAAAAGAUUUUAAAAGAAUUAACUCACAAUACAUUGGAAUGUAAGAGAGAAAAUUUGACCAUGGAAGAGAAAGAUUGGAGCUGCUGCCCAAAGAAUUGGAAGUCAUUUAGUUUGAACUGCUACUUUAUUUCUAAUGAAUCCAAAAAUUGGGCUGAGAGUGUGAAGAACUGCUCAGGAAUGAAGGCUCAUCUGUUGGUGAUCAACAGCAAGGAUGAGCAGGAUUUUAUCAGUAAGAAACUGGAUAAAAAGGCUGCUUAUUAUAUGGGGCUAUCAGAUCCAGAGGGGACAAGAGACUGGCAAUGGGUCGAUCAGACACCAUACAACAAAAGUGCCACAUUCUGGCACCAAGGUGAACCCAGUAGUCCUGAUGAGCGUUGUGUUAUCUUGAAUGCUCGAUCAUCAAAAUGGGGCUGGAAUGAUGUCCCUUGUGAACCCCUUCAAAGGUCAAUUUGCAAGAUGAUGAAGAUCUUUAUAUGAAUGGAACAUUCUCCAUGAACGUAUGGUUGAAUUGGUAUCCACCAUUAAAGAGAUAGCUAAUUUGUUUUCUAAAAUUCAUGUGUAAGUCUUGUAUAAGUGAUAGAAGUUUUCAGUAGCCUGUCACCUAUUCCACUUAAGAUAAAACCAGCAUAUGUUCAUUCAUUUAUUCAUUCACAAAAUAAACAUUUA
Messenger RNA from Pteropus alecto (black flying fox), 909 nucleotides. It is a transcript of the gene CLEC4A, whose product is annotated as C-type lectin domain family 4 member A. The transcript is spliced from 6 exons. NCBI's taxonomy places the organism in Eukaryota, Metazoa, Chordata, Mammalia, Chiroptera, Pteropodidae. Bases 1 to 720 code for a protein of 239 amino acids. The record is from RefSeq and is a predicted model, not a curated record.